Anneissia japonica is the source of this 3610-nucleotide messenger RNA. RefSeq lists its product as uncharacterized. The record is from RefSeq and is a predicted model, not a curated record. The transcript has 2 exons. Bases 240 to 2135 code for a protein of 631 amino acids. Gene Ontology annotation, biological process: signal transduction. Lineage: Eukaryota; Metazoa; Echinodermata; Crinoidea; Comatulida; Comatulidae. Gene Ontology annotation, molecular function: protein binding.
GUUUUUUGUGGAUAAUCCAACAAACAGCUGAUUGUAAAAGUCGAAAUUAUAUAGACUUAUACAAAGCUACAUUAAACGGAGGUGUAUACGAGGUUGUGUGUUGUCGAUGAUCAGUGAUUCGCUGUCCUAAAAAUAGCCACAACCAUUGUUUGAUAUGUAUAAAAGAAAAAUAUCGAAAACGUUAUGUUUAUAAACAUCAGAACACAAACAUUGUCGGAGGGCUGAAACACAAGAGAAUAAUGGAAAUGCAACCGACGUCGAUCGAAAAGCGGCAUGCUCGCCGUUUUCCUUACAAUAGCACAAUCAGGAUGAAGCAGAGUGAAGAAGAGUUUUCAUGUCACUUAACAUGGAAGGAAUUAAAACACAUUGAGAUCAACAACUUUAAAACCAAGAUUCAAUUAUUAUCAGAGAGAAACGUUAGCUUUGAUCAGCUUCCAACAUAUUAUUUGAGUAUAAAAAACCUGUUGGCAUUCGUUCUUUACAAUGCGGGGCAGACAGAUGACAGUAUUAGAGUUUUAGAAGAAGUCCUGAGACAUGAUCCUGGAAACUACAAUGCAAUUUCUAAUUUGGCGGUAAUAUAUUUCCGGCAAUCGAAAGUUAACAAAUACAAAGAAUACAGAGAUGCAUUGAAGAGAAUAAUGCAAAUUAAUAACACUAACUCAAAGAUUAGAGCAAUGGUCGAUAAAGCACAUGCAAUUCGACAUUUUGAGCAGGAUGAACGGAACUUCACAUACAUGGACAUAUUGGUCAGGGUUGGGGAAUUGGCAGAGAGUACCAGCACACCAGAAAGGGCUGAAUGGUUUUUUGACUACGCAUUGGCGUUGUUCAGGAAAGACGCUCAACUAACGUCAACCGGCGCUAAAUCAAGUGAAACGCACAAGUGCUUUAAGAAUGCUGUUUCUUACUUUAACAAAGUCAUUCAUGUCCCAAAUGGAUCGCUAACAUACAAGGCUCUGUCUUGGAUAUUUAUCAGCAUACUACUGCGUCACGAGAAGGGACGAGCUCUGACAGAUAUUUUGGCAGACGACGAUGACAUGCGAUACAUGAGUGCAUGUGACUGCCUCGAACAAGCGUUGAAAGUUAAUCCGUUCGAUAGAGUAGUUCAGCGCCGAGCUGGAUCUGAACAUAUUCGAAUGAAGAGAUACAGUGAAGCCCUUUGUCUUCUUGACGAUUCUUUGAAACAAGAGGAAUCUUGGUUUGCCUAUCGUUAUCGCGGAUUAUUGAGGUUAGAGAUGUAUGAAGACAAUGAAUAUGCCCCGCAAUAUGUAAAUAAGAAAGAACUUCUUCUGGCGGCAAAGAGUGAUUUUGAAUGUGCUAUAAUACUGAAAGAGGUACAUGCAGAUCACUCGGACUUAGGCUACAUACAUUAUCUGCUUGGUGACUACAACACCGCAAUAAAUCAUUUUGUAGCUGCCGUGAGCUGUACGCAAAAUGAUAACUUCGACCCGUCCAUCACACACUACCGAUGGGCUGCAUGUCUUCGUGCGAUUGGUGAACCCGAAGGCGCAUUGCAACAACUUCAGUUGCAGAAGCAAACGCGUGAUCAAUUGAAUCGCAAAAAUUUGACGCUGGAAACGGCAUUUUUAUCUUCAGACCACGAGCAAUGUAAUGGUGUAGAUUGCAAUAUUUCACAGUUUAAAUACUGCCAAAAUUAUGUUCCCGGUUACGUCAACAUCCUUUCCGAUAUAUCACUUCCUUCACCACCAGUUUCUUGCCAAAACAAAGCAAUUAACAAAAAGUAUAAAUAUGACUUCUAUGUCAGUUUUUGUCAUGCGGAUUAUAAAUGGAGUUUGGAACUCAUCAGAAAACUAGAAAAAGAGUUGAAUUUCCGAGGUUGCGUACGUCAUCGAGAUUAUGUGGCUGGAGAUUAUAUGGCACAUGACAUUUCCGAUGCCAUUCACAAUUCAAACAGGAUCAUUAUGGUCGUCACUCCAGAUGCAGUGUCUGACAAGUGGUGGAAAUAUGAGCUGAAGAAAGCAGUCGGAGAGAGCGUUACAAGAGGUUGCCUUGUACCGAUCGUUCUGCGACAGUCACCCAUACCAAAAGAGAUUGGACACCUUACCAGCAUUCGGUUAUUCAAAAGCCAGUUUUUGAGAGAAGAUUGGUCUAGGCUAGAAAAAUUCCUGAAAUCAUAAAAUGUUCAAAUGUAGUCAUAAAUACACUUAAUAAAAUCAAAUGUAUCCUAGUUACUGCACUGUUAUCGGCAACUGCUCUAUUUUAUAAGAACAGAUAUUAGUUUAUCAAUAGUUGCGGCACCAGAGUGGGUCAUAAUUCCCUUCCACAUCCCCAUCGGACAAUCAGGGAUCGUCUGUCGUGAGAAAAAAAACAUGAAGUCGUCGACGUAAGAAUAUUCAUUUGGCAAUCUAACCAAAGCUAUUACAGUUCCUAAAAUUGUGAUCUAAAGCACAUUUUCACAAUCCUAAAACCAUAAAACGUCUCUUCCUUCACCCCACCAGGUGUUUUACUCCGGGACCCUGGCUGGAGGCUGUCGGCAGCUCUUUGUUUAAACCCCCUUGUUGAACUUCUUUUCAGAAACCGCACUGAAAAUAAAAAAUCUCCUCGUCAUCCCAAAUCCCAAAAAAAACAUACGGCUUAGAAUACGGCCUAUGCUGCUUCUUUGCUGUGGAACAAAUUGCCACUAUCAAACAGUCUCCCACUACUGAUUUAUUUAAGUUAGAACUGAAAUCUCAUCUCUUUAGACCAUUCCCCAUUCGCAUUGUCAAUUUUUAAAAUCCUUCUCUAGUUGUACUCUCUAAUAUAUUAUUAAUUACAGUACAUCACAAUCAUAUUAAUAAAUUUAUCGGUGUUUCUAAAUUAAUUUUUUCAAGACAAAUAAAUCUGAUUACAAUUAUUAUUUUGUUAUUAUUCUGAUAUGUUGGCACAGUUUCUUAAUCAUUUUAUUAUUUUAUUAAUGAUAUUUUAUAUUAUCUUUUUAUUUUUUUGUUCAAUUUUUUUUAAUGGAGAUAAUAAUAAUGAAAAUAAUUAAAUUUGAAGUCUGAGUGUGCAAUUUCAGGCCAUCUAGAGGUCCCAUAAUCACAAAUUCUCAGCCCCAACCAUGGUGGGACUGAGGGGUAUACAUCCUCCAUCUGUGAAUGUACUUCCCUGGGCCCCUCUAUUUUGAAUUCCUGGAUCCGCCACUGUAAUAGUACCUCCCACGCCAGCCAAGAUCUCUCAGACUAAACUUAAAAGAAACGAAAAAGCUGUUGAAUCACGCAAGAAGUAUUAGGUUUACCUUUUUUAAAACCAUUUAAUUUGUAUUAAUUAAUGUGCAAUGUUUCAAUGUACACAUGUAUCGGUAUCUUUAAAAGUAGGCCAAGUAGGGUCAAUUAUCGCAGUACAUCUACCUCUACCUUUUUGUAUUACUGUGCAUAGUAUUUAUAUUUUCAUUGAUUUUGUAUAAAUUUGAAUGUGAGACAAAAUAUAUAUUUACAAUAAAGUAUCUUAAUAUUAUUUUAUCAUUUUCGGUAUUUGUUGUCCAGUUUUUGCCUUUGUAAAUGUGGAUAGUAUAUACACACCACAAUCAUUAGUAUCAUUAUACUAUUGUACAGUGUUAUCAUUUCAACUAUUAUCGUCAUUGUCUCCAUUAUCAUACCAUCUUUGCCUCAGAUAU